Messenger RNA from Aspergillus homomorphus CBS 101889, 1253 nucleotides. RefSeq names its product putative glycerol dehydrogenase (GldB) (gene gldB). The record is from RefSeq and is a predicted model, not a curated record. Lineage: Eukaryota; Fungi; Ascomycota; Eurotiomycetes; Eurotiales; Aspergillaceae. Gene Ontology annotation, cellular component: cytosol. The coding region runs from base 256 to 1233 and encodes 325 amino acids. The transcript is spliced from 2 exons. Gene Ontology annotation, molecular function: aldose reductase (NADPH) activity.
CACCACAACCCCUCCUUUAAACACACACGCAGCCAUCCGUUCCAACCCAACCCCACUUCCAUCCUUCCUGUUCUUCUCACCACAAACCACCACCACAAACCCUCACCAGAACUAGCUUCUGCAACCAAAGUGUAGUCUGCUUAGUUUUAUUUGUACCCCUGCCGCUCCCAACGAAGCCGGUUCUUCCGUUUUCCUCCCAUUUACAUUCCUCUCCCAAACCCCUACACCAGCAAAACCACGCACACACAACCCACCAUGUCUACCGGCAAAACCUUCACUCUCAGCAACGGCGUCAAGAUCCCCGCCGUGGGCUUCGGUACCUUCGCCAGCGAGGGCGCCAAGGGCGAGACUUACAAGGCCGUCACUGCGGCCCUGAACAUCGGCUACCGUCACCUCGACUGCGCCUGGUUCUACCUGAACGAGGACGAGGUCGGCCAGGCGUUGAAGGACUUCCUCAAGGCCAACCCGUCGGUCAAGCGCGAGGACAUCUUCAUCUGCACCAAGGUCUGGAACCACCUCCACCGCUACGAGGAUGUGCAGUGGUCGGUGCAGAACUCGCUGGAGAAGCUGCAGGUCGACUACAUCGACUUGUUCCUGGUGCACUGGCCGAUUGCCGCCGAGAAGGAGACUCAGGAGAAGCCCAAGAUCGGACCUGAUGGAAAGUACGUCAUCCUCAAGGACCUGACCGAGAACCCCGAGCCGACCUGGCGGGCGAUGGAGAAGAUCUACAAGGACGGCAAGGUGAAGGCGAUCGGUGUCUCGAACUGGACGAUCGAGGGGCUGGAGAAGCUGCUCAAGAUCGCGGAGAUCAAGCCGCAAGUCAACCAGAUCGAGAUCCACCCCUUCCUGCCCAACGAGGAGCUGGUCAAGUACUGCUUCGACCACGACAUCCUGCCCGAGGCCUACUCGCCGCUGGGCUCGCAGAACCAGGUGCCCACGACGGGCGAGCGCGUCAGCGAGAACAAGACGCUCAAUGAGAUCGCCCAGAAGGGCGGCAACACUUUGGCCCAGGUGCUCAUCGCCUGGGGCAUCCGCCGCGGCUACGUGGUCUUGCCCAAGAGCUCCAACCCCGCCCGCAUCGAGUCCAACUUCAAGUCCAUCGAGCUGAGCGACGAGGACUUCGCCGCCGUCAACAAGGUCGCCGAGGGCCGUCACUUCCGCUUCGUCAACAUGAAGGAUACCUUCGGCUAUGAUGUGUGGCCCGAGGAGACGGCCAAGAACCUGUCCGCUUAAGUUAAAAGGGGGAAGGGGCG